Molecule: messenger RNA, 2158 nt
Organism: Macroventuria anomochaeta
Lineage: Eukaryota; Fungi; Ascomycota; Dothideomycetes; Pleosporales; Didymellaceae
Exons: 2
Coding region: 217-2148 (643 amino acids)
Source: RefSeq, a predicted model, not a curated record
CAUCGAUAUUGUUCUCGUCGGCAUUGUGCAUUGUUAUUGUUAGCUUAAUGAGUUCGGUAAAUCUAUAUAUCAUCAAGCCUUGCACAAAGACAGCGGUCGCACAGGACGCGCAGUACACCAAUCUGUUGCGGUGUAUAUAACCACCCGAGGGUCAGAAAGGUCGGCCUUUUUGUAUCGCUGCGGGGCCGCGACAAAAUGCAAUGAUUGCCCUGGGUAAUGUCUUCCAACAACAAACUCUACGAUCCAGACCAGGCUGCUGUAAACACACGUUGGAUACAGCCUUGGAGUGAGGCUUUCAGGGCGCAACGCGAUGUUGGGCUCCGCAUCCCGAUCGAUUUUCACACUGUGGCAGCAGUCUCCUUGACACAGGCUUGCUUUGUUGACAAUCAGUUUGAACACAAUGCAUUCCUGAAAUGCUUUUCGAACCUUCUGGGAGUUGGCUUCCCGCGGUUCGAAAUUGAUGUCUACUGGGAUGCACUGCGCUCAGUAUGGAGUCUGUGUCCAGUUCAACUUCCACAGGACGGCGUCGAAGUGCAGAACAAUGCAUCCAUAGUCUCUAGUCCGACAAUUUCAGUGUCUACGGGGACCGCGACUGCUAGGUUGCUGGAGACUACUGCAACGAUGCCACAGCCGUUGAAGAUCCGUCAGGAUAGUUCAGUGUCCACUCAAAUUGCAUCAGCAUCCUCUGCAGCAGUGGAUCAGGCCUCUUCGAGUUCUCCGGAUACAAUAAGCGCUUCUGCACAGCCGACCGUCAUCAGCUAUCCGACAGUGAAAGGCCUACCACUUUUACAGAUUGGACGGUACAACUGUACGUCACAGAUGACUCUCGGCCUGUUGACUGGCUUGUUAGAAGACUUUCUCCAAGAAACAGCUACUACCACUGGUGCGACCAUCACGUUUCUCAACCUCAACAUCCAUGCUGCAGCAUCCUUGUCAGAUCCGGACGGGCCGGCGCCGCAGCUUACGCAGGAUCAGAUACCACAAUCAAGCGAUAGACUGAGUGAAAUUGUAAACGGGAAUCUCUCGAGCGUCCUGUACCCUUCGGAAACCUUGGGAGAGCAGCGUGCGAAUCUCAACAGCAGCUGGUAUAAUGUCGAAUGGGAAAAUCUCCCUGCGCAAGGAUACUACCAGACUUCAAAGAAUUCUGCGGGUAAUGUUUUCACAGAAAGUGGUUGGCCGACUGAGGCAUUGAUGGAGUUUCAGGAGUUCAAGAGAGUCAUCGCUAGUUUUGGCACAGUCGACCAACAGAUGGCGGCCUACGACAUCAGCGGCGAUUUCAAUGAUAUCUUCCCUCCGGGAACUAUCACUGAGCAGCGACAGACCUCUUUCGCUACUACUGGACAACUCAAUUCUGGAUGCUACUUUCCUUCCUCCGACAAUAUGGUGACAACACGGACAAACUCAUCGUUUGCUCGUGCCUCACCACCGUUGAUCAGCAUUGAUGCGAACCCCGACCUCAUGAGUUCAAUACCAUCGGUAUCUAACCUGACUCGAUGCGACAUUAUUCCCUUCCUCAACCAGAGCCUUGCAGGAACAACAGCGGACAAGAACCCCUUGCCCUAUGCUGCGUACGUGCAUUCGACAUUAUGGUCCUGGGCACCAGGGCAACCUCUAAACGUCACGCGAGGUAGUUCCACCGCCAAUCGCUGUGCGGUCAUGACAAAUUCAGCUUACCCUGGCCGAUGGGAAGUCACCGACUGCGGCAACCGUUAUCGCGCAGCCUGUCAGAACCCGCAGCAGCCAUACUAUUGGGAAGUCUCCUCGAAUACAUCCGACUUCAACACCGCCAAGGGUCUAUGUCGCUCGCCGUUGCAUUUUGCUGUUCCGCACACGGCGCUUGAGAACGCACAUCUCCAUGCUGCUUUGCAAAGAACUCGUGAGCCCAACGAGCCUGUCUACAUUGAUCUUAAUCAGCUUGGCACUGCAGACUGCUGGGUCAUUGGUAUCAACAGCACAUGUCCAUAUUUGCAAUCUACUGACAAAAAUCGGACUCGCAUCGUUAUCAUUCCUACAGUUGCGGCUGUCAUCAUUUUCGUUCUUGCGGCAUUCACUUUCUUUGUUAAGUGUGCAUCGAAUAGAAGGGAAGAUAAAAGGGGAAGAGGAAGGAAGACGGUAGGUGGGUGGGAAUAUGAGGGUGUACCUAGUUAGUUGGAUUCAG